AUGUACGGUAUACCGCUGAUUGUCGGACUAUUUGGGGUUGUAUGGUUCUUCUGGGCCUGGGUAAACCUCUACUUGAACUUGUUUUGCCCACCACCGUGGGUCUUUCCCUCUGCCCAGGACCCCGCCACUGAUCCCUUUUAUGUCCCUCCUGCUGGGUUCGAGGAAGUGAGACCAGGAACUAUCCUUCGCAAUCGCAAGGUAACUACAUCGUUUUUCGGUAUCUCCCCCAGCCAGGUCCGCGCAUUUCAACUCUUGUAUCGCACCACUGCAGUCGAUGGCUCUGCUAUUGCCACCGUCACGACGAUAUUCAGGCCUUUCGUGACCUUCAAUGACCGAUUUAUCUCUUUUCACACUGCGUACGACAGCGCUUCGGUCAGCUGCAACCCCAGCUACCAGUACCAGCUUGGCGUUCCACAAACCGACUUGAUAUCUUCACUCGAGAUGCUAUUCAUACAGCGACACGUCGCUCAGGGUUAUAUAGUUGCAUCGCCUGAUUAUGAAGGCCCAGAUGCUGCGCUGGCCGCCGGACGUGUGGCAGGGAUGUCGGUGUUGGAUGGAAUGCGGGCUGUUAUUAAUUUCCAAGAAGGACUGCGUAUAUCCGGCGGUAACCUUGCGACUGUCGGUGUCGGGUAUUCUGUGGGUGCAAUAGCAACAGGAUGGGCUGCCUCUCUUCAGUCGUCAUAUGCUCCAGAAUUGAAUAUCAAGGGGUGGGCACUAGGGGGCACUCCGGUAAACCUCUCUGGGACGUUCCAUCAGCUCGAUAACAGCACGUUUAGUGGAUUCCUCCCAGCGGCAAUUGAUGGGUUGUGUAAGCCCAGCGCAUAUGGUGUACAACUGCAGCCUGUGAUUGAUGGAAUUAUCACCAGUGAAGGCCGAGAGCUUCUGGACUACGCAAACUCCCACUGUGUUAUUGCGGACUUGGGCAAUUUCCAUCACAAGUCCAUGUUCUCACCAGAUAUCCAGAGACUUGGGCCUGAUCUCCUGCAGCACCCCACCAUUGCAUCUGUCCUCAAACACAAUCGACUCGGUGUAAAUCAAAACGAGGUACCGAUUGCUCCGGUGUUCGUCUACCACGGUCUGCAAGACGAGAUCAUCCCUUAUGCUGAUGUACCAGCAAUGGUCGAUUUCUGGUGUUCAAACGGAGCUACUGUGGUGUUCACAACGUUCAGUGAUGACGGCCACGCGAGGGCCCUCCUUGCCAGCAUAAUGCAGACCUCAGACUUCAUUCAAAAUGCAUUUGCAGAGACACUUCCAGAGGGCUGUUCGCGGAAUACAAUCCCAUCGACCCCCAAGUGCGCCACGCCAGUAGUCAAAACAUCUGGGCAAGGCGAGCUGCGGAAGCGACGACCAGUUCCAGUAGCAGACACCAAUAGAUAG
This is a messenger RNA of Aspergillus versicolor CBS 583.65, 1377 nucleotides long. RefSeq lists its product as uncharacterized. Gene Ontology annotation, biological process: lipid catabolic process. The transcript has a single exon. Bases 1 to 1377 code for a protein of 458 amino acids. Gene Ontology annotation, molecular function: triacylglycerol lipase activity. NCBI's taxonomy places the organism in Eukaryota, Fungi, Ascomycota, Eurotiomycetes, Eurotiales, Aspergillaceae. The record is from RefSeq and is a predicted model, not a curated record.